Anthonomus grandis grandis is the source of this 3820-nucleotide messenger RNA. RefSeq names its product cationic amino acid transporter 2. Bases 511 to 2391 code for a protein of 626 amino acids. Gene Ontology annotation, biological process: amino acid transport; transmembrane transport. NCBI's taxonomy places the organism in Eukaryota, Metazoa, Arthropoda, Insecta, Coleoptera, Curculionidae. Gene Ontology annotation, molecular function: amino acid transmembrane transporter activity. Gene Ontology annotation, cellular component: plasma membrane. The record is from RefSeq and is a predicted model, not a curated record. The transcript has 13 exons.
UUCAUAGCAUAUAGUUGCGGUUAUAAUACAACAUGGAUAGGUCGUGUGUUUUUCACAUUUUUGGCAAUCUACAUUAAAUUUAUAUUUUUUAAAUAGGGUGCUGUGAACUGCUGUGUGUGAAAUAAACGAGAAAAUUAUUUUAAAAUAGCCGUGUACAGCCGCAUAACUGUUUUGAAAUGUUAGCAUUUUAUCUGCCUAAGUAGGCCACUUUUGGGUACACCUUCACUAAGUUUAACAUUUAAUAUGGAUCUACCAUAAAUUCAUGAUAGCCUUACUACUUUCAUUUAUAUUUCUCAUUGUCGAUAUCUGUUAGUUAAUUUAAGAAAUAUAUAAUAUUUAAGACUGAAAAUGUGUUGUGUUACAUUUACCAAUUAACAGUAAUUUGCUCACAAUUUUCGUUAAUUAUCGACGCGACAGUAAAGUGAUUGUUAAUUUUAGAAUAUAUUAUUUUUAAUCUCAUGUUUUAAAAACUUUUUUCUGUCUGAAAGGGAAAUCUCAAUAUACAUCAAGAUGCCUUUAGUGGAAGAAAUUAUGUAUAUUUUUAAUAUAGAUUCUGCAGAAAAAAUGCGGAUACCUACAUGGUCUCAAGCUCAAAGAACUUUAAGCCGAAAGAAACUGGUGAUACAAAAUGAUGACACUAAACUUGCCAAAGUGUUAUCUACCCUUGAUCUGACAGCUUUGGGAGUAGGUAGUACUCUAGGAGUAGGAGUUUAUGUAUUGGCUGGUGAAGUAGCGAAAACCACUGCAGGACCGGCUGUGAUUAUUUCAUUUUUAAUUGCUGCAUUGGCUUCAAUAUUAGCAGGUCUUUGUUAUGCUGAAUUUGGAGCCAGAGUUCCAAAAGCAGGAUCUGCAUAUGUUUACAGUUAUGUCUGCAUAGGCGAGUUUUUUGCAUUUAUUAUAGGUUGGAAUCUCAUACUAGAAUAUCUUAUAGGAUCUGCAUCAUGUGUUAAAGCACUCUUUUUAUAUUUUGAUAAUAUGGCAAAUAAGACAAUGUCAAACUACUUCAUGCAGACAAUGCCAAUGAAUGGAGGACAAAUUGCGACGUACGCCGAUAUUUUUUCUUUAGCAUUGUCAAUUGUUUUUGCUGUGGCGUUGGCGUUUGGCGCAAAAGAAUCAUCGCUAGUCAACAAUGUGUUUACGUUAGUAAACAUUAUAAUAGUACUUUUGGUUAUUAUAUCUGGGAUAUUUAAAGCUGAUGCAGCUAAUUGGAACAGAACGGCCCAAGAAGCAAUGGGAAUAGGAAUGGGUGGUUUUGCACCUUAUGGCAUCAAAGGAAUCAUUAAAGGGGCUGCAAAAUGUUUUUACGGAUUUAUUGGAUUUGAUUGUAUAGCCACGGCAGGCGAAGAAGCAAAAACGCCCCAAAAGUCUAUCCCAAUCGGAGUAGUAAUGUCCCUACUUAUAGUUUUUUUAUCUUAUUUUGGAAUGUCCACUGUCUUAACUAUGAUGCUACCUUAUUAUGAACAAGAUACCACCGCCCCAUUACCUCAUGUAUAUGAACAGAUCGGGUGGACAACUAUCAAAUAUAUAGUUAGUAUAGGAGCUUGUUGUGGGUUGUUUUCGAGCUUAUUGGGAGCAAUGUUUCCACUUCCAAGAAUUAUCUAUGCAAUGGCCUCAGACGGCUUGCUUUUCAGAACUUUGUCCAAAGUACAUCCUAAGUUUCAGACACCUUUUAUGGGUACAUUGUUAGCUGGUGCUGUUACUGGGAUUUUGGCUUGUAUCUUCGAGCUAAGCAAGCUGACCGAAAUGAUGUCAAUUGGGACACUACUGGCAUAUUCCAUGGUUGCGGCAUGUGUAUUAGUGCUAAGAUACGCUCCUGACUCAAAGAAAACUGAUGUUCCCGAGACUAUCACGCUAAAGUCAUUUAUAAAACAGACUAUGUCUUCCCAAACGACAUAUCCAACAAAAUUGACAUCAUCUGUUGUUUCAUGGCUUAUUAUAAUUUUCUUUACGCUUUGCUUUAUUCUAUCCGGUCUAAUGACUAUUUUCGAAGACAAUUUAUACAGAGGUGAAGCAUGGCUGAUAAGUAUAUGUGUUGUUCUGGGAAUAUUUCUUCUUCUAUUACUCUUCAUUGUUUCAUUUCAACCGACGUCUGAUAUGGAACUCGGUUUUAAGGUCCCAUUAGUUCCUUGGAUUCCUGGAAUAAGCAUUUUCAUAAAUAUUUAUCUUAUGACACAUAUCAAUAAGGAUACCUGGCUAAAAUAUGUUUACUGGAUGGCAAUUGGUUUAGUAAUAUACCUUACAUAUGGUAUUUGGCAUAGUAAUGAAAGGUCGCCUCCAUUGACGUCAACUGUCACACGAAAUGGAUCUAUAAAGCAAAAUGACUUAAGUGGUAAUAGCUACUAUGGUGCUACAGUUGCCAGUAAAAGUGAGGAUUAUGAAGAAAAGCUGUAAAAGUUAUGACAAUUUUUGUCCGCAAAUAUUAAAUAAAGAUGGCUGUUCAAAAUGUUAUUAACUCUGAAAAAUACAGGGUGACUAAAACAAAUUAUGUAAGCUCUUCAUACAGUUAAACUGAAGUAUUUUUAUCAGUAUUUUCAUUGCUCAAUGUGAUCUUUGUUAUUCAGAGUGUACAAUAAGAUUUAUGCCAAAUUUUAACAGAUCAUAGCUUUAACACAUCCUUGUUCGAUUCGCGUUUAUAAUAUAAACUAUAGUUUAAACAAAGUGUAAAACAAAUUUAUAAUACAAGGUGUUACAGAGUGAGAUGCUGAUCCUUAAGGAUGUUAAUCUUUAGGUAAUUUUAAGAAGAAAAGUUCAAAUAAAGUUGUCCUAUAACCUCCUUAACUUUUGAGCUACAGAAUAUUGAAAGUUGUCACCUUUAGAACCAAAUUUAGGACAUCCUGUAUGAAAUUUUUUUAAACUAUUUAAUAUUAAAGUACCGGAUAUAAGAUAGACGUCUAGAAUUAGAGUUGUUAUACUGUAAUAGUAAAAUAAUAUAAAUAUGUUUAUGAAAUAAAUAAAUUAUUUUUUUUACUAAUAGAUUGACCAUGCAUAAAAAUAUUUUUACUUUUUUCCGCGGUAAUGGCAUAUAGGAUAAAAAAAAGUCAAGAAAUCAAAUUUACCCUAAGUGAAUGGAAAUUGUAAAAUUAUUAAAAAUGGCUGUUCAAACUCAGAUGGUGUAUGCUAAAUUUCAUACACAUAUUUAGGAUGUUAAUAAAGUUAUGGUGAAGUAACGAUUUUUUUAUUAAGAUUUUAACUUACUCUAGCUCAAAAGUCCAGGGGUUUAAGACAUAGCUUUAUAUGAACUUUUCUUCCUAAAACCACCUAAGGGUUAACACCCUUAAGGAUCAGCAUCUUAUUCUGUAACACCCUGUAUAAUACUCAAUUAUCGUUUAAAAAUUAAAAAACACUUAUUCAAAUUAAAUCUUCUGUCAUCUUUCAAACUUUGCCAUAGAUCUUGUAGAACAUCCUGUUUAUUUAGGUCGUCGUUAGUAGUCCUUUAAAUCCUUAAGUCCUUAGAACCCUUUUAGUCCUUGAAGACCCUUUUAGUCCUUGAAGUCCUUUAAAUGGGGAAUAUUAUGCGUUUAGGUACUAUAUUAAAAAAACCUAAACAUUUUAAUGACAGGUAUAAAGUUAAGAAAUUUUAUUGUCACCUCGCAUAUAUAGACUUUAAAACACUUUCUUCUAUUUAAUAGUGGAGAUUUUAUUUAAAAUUUUAAAACAUGUAUGUAACUAUUAUUUGCCAAAUUUAACACAAAGCAAAUUUGUCGGGAAAAUGCUGUAUUAUUUUAUAAUAUUUAAUUUAUUUAGUUGUAAUAUUUUACAAAUAUACUUAUUUGUUACUAUUAUGAUAAUUUUGACCUAAUAAAAUAAGUUAAUUAAUAAA